AUGGCUAAUCCGUUCCGCUGGUGCCUCGUAUCGCAAAACUGUAUGCUGCAGAUUAACGUGGUCCUGGUGGUGGUGGGGCUGAUCAUCCUGCUAGACGUGUUCGGCCACCUCUAUGUAAAGUCGGUAAUGUUUCCUGGUCUGCACGUCUACCCAGUGGCCAUGCGCAAGUGGCUCUUCUGGGUGCGCCUUAUGACAAUCGUUUCCUACGUUCUGACCGCAAUCCUGGGAAUUCGAAUGACCCGGCAACCGACCGUCUUUAAGUUCGCUGGCUACAUGUUGGUUGGCUGCGUGGUGUUGCUGUACACAUUUACCAUCGCGGUGACGCGCUUCAUGUAUCGUCGCAGGUUCGAAUUCUUCUUCCAGUUAAUGGUCAGCCAGAUGUGGAUAAAAAAUUGUCUGGGUAAGAUCGAGGUGGAGCUCGGAUGUUGCGGUAGGACCAGCGCGGCCGACUACCAGAAGUGCUCGACCAACCGCACCUGGGCCAGUGGCUCCUGUUGCGGGGAGCACAAUUGUCCAGGAUGCACAUCGAAGCUUACCGAGUACUUGUGGACUAUUGUCGCGUGCAGUUUUAAGAGGACUUUUACAAUUCAUACGACUCUGAGGAGACCUCUUGAAUGCGCAGAAGCGACACGACAAAGCGAACAGGCUCAUCUUGCCGUGACAGCGAAUAGGACUUAG
Drosophila suzukii is the source of this 678-nucleotide messenger RNA. The record is from RefSeq and is a predicted model, not a curated record. NCBI's taxonomy places the organism in Eukaryota, Metazoa, Arthropoda, Insecta, Diptera, Drosophilidae.